GACACUUACGGGAAGUGUGAUGAUGAGGCAGUUACUUUGUUGAGAAUGAAUACUUGGAGGGGUAGAAGCCUAGCACACUAGUUACAGUAUUCAGGGAAGAUCAUGGCGGCGGUGGAGGUGAGUGUGAGUAGCGGCAGUAGUGACACAUCUAGCACCGGCGAAGAGGAGAGGAUGAGGCGGUUGUUUCAGACUUGCGACGGUGACGGUGAUGGAUACAUCAACAGGAAUGACCUGCUAAUGGUGUGCAGACAGCUAAACAUGGAGGGGUCUGUGGCAGAGAUCAUGGGCCAGCUGGGAGCAGACGAGCGAGGCAAGAUCUCCUUUGAGGACUUCACCCGCUGCCGCAUGCAGCUGGUCAAUGAGAUCCGUAGGGAAGAGGGCGAGAUCUCCCAAUGCUCCCAGGACUCUGACACUAGGAAGCUCAGGGAACACAUCGCCUCCUGGCCAACCAGUAGCGAGAUUAGCAGGGGGGCCUUGUCAGGAGCCAGAGAGAGCUGGGAGUACUACUCUGGGGCCCGGGACCUUCAGAGUACAGACAUCCAGCCUCAGCAGACACAGAACCAGCAGCAGCCAGCCAUCCUCCAGAAGCUCCUGGAACAGCCUGGGACUGUCCUAGAACAGCAGGCUGCUCUUCAUAAACUCCUGGCCCAGACCAGCACCCGCUGUGCUCCCCUGGGGGGAAACUACCUGGAGCUGGCCAACACACUCCACCUGGCAGCCCUGGCCUCAUUGAAGGGGGACGUGGUGGAGCUGAACAAGCGGCUGGUGCAGACGGAGAGAGAGCGAGAGAUGCUGGAGAAGAGACUGGCCAAAGCACAGUGUGAGCAGUCCUAUCUGAUGCGGGAGCAUGAGGACGUUCAGGAGCGGACCACCCUAAGAUACGAGGAGAGGAUCACAGAGCUGCACAGCAUCAUCGCUGAGCUCAACAAGAAGAUAGACCUGCUACAGGGCUCUACCAUCAGGGAGGAGGAUGAGUUUUCGGAGCUGCGUUCAGAGCUCAGCCACAGCCAGCAGGAGGUCAACGAGGACGGACACAGCCUGGACCAGGACGGGGCGUCCGUCUCACUGCCUGAAAACCACUCCACCCUGGUGACCUCCGACAUGGACAACUGCAGUGACCUGAACUCGGAACUGCAGCGGGUUCUGACGGGGCUGGAGAGCGUUCUGUGUGGGAGAAAGAAGAGCACAUGCAGCCUGUCUGUGGCCGAGGUGGACCGCCAGAUAGAGCAGCUGACCACCGCCAGCGAACACUGUGACCUCGCCAUCAAGACGGUGGAGGAGAUCGAAGGGGCCCUGGGCCGGGACUUCUACCCCAGCCUGUCGGAGGAGCGGGUGCGCUGGGAGAAGGAGCUGGCAGGCCUGAGGGAAGAGAACGAGAGCUUGACAGCCAUGCUGUGCUCCAAGGAGGAGGACCUGAACCGCACCAAGGCCACCAUGAACGCCAUCCGGGAGGAACGCGACCGCCUGAGACGACGGGUGCGAGAACUGCAGACGCGUCUCCAGAGCUCCCAGCCUGCAGGCCCGUCCAGCCCUGGGCGUCUCACCCCCGCCUCCCGCCCCAUCAAUCCCAGCACUGGGGAACUCAGCACCAGCAGCAGCAGUAACGAUAUACCUGUGGCCAAGGUGGCAGAGCGGGUGAAGCUGUCUAAAACCAGGUCAGAGUCUUCCUCUACUGAGAGGCCUGUUCUGGGAUCAGAGAUCAGCAGCAUCGGGGUGUCCAGUAACGUGGCGGAACACCUGGCCCACUCCCUUCAGGACUGCUCCAACAUCCAGGAGAUCUUCCAGACCCUCUACUCCCACGGAUCAGCCAUCUCUGAGAACAAGAUCAGGGAGUUUGAAGUGGAGACAGAGAGACUCAACAGCCGCAUCGAGCAUCUGAAGUCUCAGAAUGACCUGCUGACCAUCACGUUGGAGGAGUGUAAGGGCAACGCAGAGAGGAUGAGCAUGCUGGUGGGCAAAUACGAAUCUAAUGCCACCGCCCUGCGACUGGCACUGCAGUACAGUGAACAGUGUAUAGAGGCCUAUGAGCUGCUGUUAGCCCUGGCGGAGAGUGAACAGAGCCUGGUACUUGGCCAGUUCAGAGCUGCCGGAGUGGGGACUGUAGGUGAGCAGUCGGGAGAGGAGAGCAUCACUCAGAUCCUGAAGAGGGCCCACGACUGCAGGAAGACAGCAGAGAACGCAGCCAAGGAUCUGCUGGGCAGGCUGGACGGUAGCUGUGGAGCUGCAUUCGCUGUGACCGGCUGCAGCGUUCAACCAUGGGAGAGCCUGUCCUCUAAUAGUCACACUAGCACCACCAGUUCCACGGCCAGCUCAUGCGACACUGACUUCUCCAGGGAGGACGAGCAGCGGCUGAAGGACUACGUGCAGCAGCUGAAGAAUGACCGCGCGGCGGUCAAACUGACCAUGCUGGAGCUGGAGAGCGUUCACGUCGACCCCCUAAGCCUGGAGAUCAAGCCCCGGGGAGACACACACAGGCUGGACCUGGAGAACGCUGUGCUGAUGCAGGAGCUCAUGGCCAUGAAGGAGGAGAUGGCAGAGCUGAAGGCCCAGCUCUACCUGCUGGAGAAGGAGAAGAAGGCGGUGGAGCUGCGGCUGAGCACGCGGGAGGCCCAGGAGCAGGCCUACCUGGUGCACAUCGAGCACCUCAAGGCUGAGGUGGAGGAGCAGCAGGAGCAGCGCAGGAGAUCCCUCGGCUCCACUGGGAGUGGUAGUAAAGACAAGAGCCAAGCCGCCAAGGAUUGUGGAGACUCUCCAGCCAUCAGCUUGUCAGAUCUGAGGACACUUAAUGACAGCGACCUGGCAGCAGAGCUCACCAGCGCACUGAGACGAGAGAAGAAGCUGAAGGGGCGUGUCCAGGAGCUGGUGGCAGCGCUGGAGAGACUAACCAAGAGCAGCGAGGUCCGCCACCAACAGAGUGCCGAGUUCGUCAACGACCUCAAACGGGCCAACAGUAACCUGGUGGCAGCAUACGAGAAGGCCAAGAAGAAGCACCAGGGCAAGCUGAAAAAGCUGGAGGCUCAAAUGAUGGCCAUGGUGGAGCGCCACGAGACCCACGUCCGCAUGCUCAAACAACGCAUCGCCCUGCUGGAGGAGGAGAACUCACGGCCACACACCAAUGAGACGUCCCUAUGAGAACUCACCAGACAUCUCUAUGAGAACUCACCAGACAUCACUAUGAGAACUCACUGGACAUCACUAUGAGAACUCACAAGAAUACAUGGCAAUGAGAGACGUCACUAUGAGAUCUCACGAGAACUCACUAGGAGAACUCAAAGCUCCACACCAACAGGACCUUCGUGUGAGCAUUAUUAUGAGCAACGGUUAGAGGAGGGGACGAGGGAGAGGAAAGACUGAUGUGUGUUGAGAAUGUAACCCUUUCCUACCAACCCAGAGAUACCCUGCAGUCCUAUUGGGCACAUACACGUGUGGGAGGACACUGAGGUGAUAGCUGCAAGCUCAUUAGCCAGCUGAUGGACUGGUAGAACUGCCAGGACCUAUCAGAGUUGACGCUACAAAUGAACGCUACGCUAUCAAUCAUCUCUGGAGAACAACACGUAAUUAUAAUGUACUUUUUUUGAAAGCACUACUAUCCUUACUGGUAAAUUAAUCGCUAUUAUGUCUCCCACUUUAUUUCAUAUGUUUAUGGUCGUCUUUAGUAGCCUUUUUGUUAUCUCAAGGUUUGACUGCAAAUUAUUUGGAAAAUAUUUUAGAUCGAUGUUGUCAUUUAAAGUUAUUCCUUUUUGUUGCCAUUUGGCACUAUUUUGAGCGAUUCCCUUUUUAAGGAAUUCCAUUCUCUCAGCUCUACUUAACAACUUCACAGUUUUCCGUCUACAAUGUACACUCUGCCAUAGUGAAGACUCACUGAACACAAGGGCUCUAUUCACUCAAACCUUUCACUUGGUUUGACGUCUGAAUAUGUCAAAAACAUAAUUAUUCUUCAACUGUCAUUUGAAUUGUCACACAGGUAAAAAUGUUGUCUUUGACGUAACUGGCAAGCCUGCUUCCCAGAUUGGGAUAGGGCUCUAAGUCAAUACCUCACAGUGUGCAAAAUGUCCUUCCAAUAUGAAUGGCAGUGUUUCAGCACGGGCCUUGAACUGUACAGCAGUGAAUCAAUCGCAAAAUACUGUAGUAGGUGUGUGCAUGGAGGGGAGAUAACAAUAGGGUUUUGUGUGUGUGUGUGAGAGAAUGUUUGAGACAGAGAUACAAGAUUAUGCCUUGUCAUCCCCUUCAUACACACAGAGUUGUUGUACACACACAAACAUCCUUUCCAGCCGCAGCACUUUUCACUUCCCGCUGGAUAAUAUCACCACAUUGCCUUGUUGAGGACUCUUUGUUUUUCUGCAAGACUUAAACCUGCAAGACCUGUUAACCAAUGGCUGCUCCACUUUCUCUGGACGAGGGAACCACAUACUAUUCUAUAGCAAUCUGAGAUGCUGCAUUCUCUCACUCUACCUGACUGCUGUAUUGUUCAACAUACGUACUACUGUAUCUAGCUACUAUAAGUAUACUUAAGCAGGGACAGACUGGCACCCAGAUGACACCCAUGUUUCUAGAUAACCCUCAAUAGCCUGCUAUACAGACAUUUUAAUUAGGCAGGGGUGGGUCAAUUGCAUAUAAAUUCCAUCUAAUUUAUUAAUUGAAAUUGGAUUUGACAAUAUUUUUGCUUCGAUUUAUUAACCAAAUGUCCUUUUCAUUCCCUGAGUUUCAAUGUAUUAACCCCAGUCCUGCUAUUUGGUAAGACCCACAGCAUAUGAAAGCAAGCACUGGCGUGUAGACUAUUAGUGUAGUAGUGAUGUCAUUUUCUCUUAAUAAACUGAUUAUAAUAUUACUUAUCACGCAAAUACCUGUAUUCUGUUUCUGUUGCACAUCUCGACCAGACCACACUCAGGUGAAUCUGGGGAAUACUCCAGUUGAGUGGGUGGUCUCAUCUUCUGUUCUGUGAAUGAGA
Molecule: messenger RNA, 4948 nt
Organism: Salvelinus namaycush (lake trout)
Lineage: Eukaryota; Metazoa; Chordata; Actinopteri; Salmoniformes; Salmonidae
Product: colorectal mutant cancer protein-like
Exons: 19
Coding region: 103-3132 (1009 amino acids)
Molecular function (GO): calcium ion binding
Source: RefSeq, a predicted model, not a curated record